This is a messenger RNA of Penicillium maclennaniae, 327 nucleotides long. RefSeq lists its product as uncharacterized. The transcript is spliced from 2 exons. The coding region runs from base 1 to 327 and encodes 108 amino acids. The record is from RefSeq and is a predicted model, not a curated record. Lineage: Eukaryota; Fungi; Ascomycota; Eurotiomycetes; Eurotiales; Aspergillaceae.
AUGUCGGACUUCCUUCGCAGGGCAUCUGACGCGUUCCACCACCGCCAGCGUAAAGACUCAACGGGCUCAACAGGCUCAACAGACGCACCCAAAGCUCCCGACGCAGCAAAUCCUCCUCAGCAGGAGCCAAUGAACCAACAGUCGGAGCCUGCUCAGCCUGAGUCUCACGUCAACGAGGCUUUUUCUGGUACUGCAACAGAGAAUAUUGACAACCCGAAACAACCCCGUCACUGGGGCUGGCCACAUCGCGAGAAAAGCCACCCGGACACAAAGCAGCAAUCUAGCCAGGCGCAAAAAGAUGACACUGACUGGAUUGUUGGGACGUAG